Molecule: messenger RNA, 5047 nt
Organism: Cyprinodon tularosa
Lineage: Eukaryota; Metazoa; Chordata; Actinopteri; Cyprinodontiformes; Cyprinodontidae
Gene: magixa
Product: MAGI family member, X-linked a
Exons: 20
Coding region: 48-4274 (1408 amino acids)
Biological process (GO): signal transduction
Cellular component (GO): cytoplasm
Molecular function (GO): protein binding
Source: RefSeq, a predicted model, not a curated record
UGAGUGCUUUAGGGUGAAAAAAGAUCCACACGCAGAGCUCAACGCGCAUGCGUGUGUGUGGUCUUCCACCUUUCAAUGCUUUCGCAUUUUUUUACCUGCAGUGGACAAUUACGCACAGGCAGACGCGCACGCUGGCGCAUGCUCGCCGCAGCAGCAGCGCGCGGCAGCAGAGGGACGAGAGAAGACAAGCGCAUCCGCACCGCACGCGGCAGGAAUUAUGGAGCUCAGCGGCCAUGUCUAAAGCCACGGUGAAGAAGCUGCACUGGCGCUCCAAGGUCCAGGAGAGCUUCGUUCCACUGGGUGCCGGCACCGGCUCAGGAGAACUGGGUCUGGCCGUUGGCGGCGGAGCUGAUUAUGGCGAGUUUCCAUUCGUCACUGCAGCCCCAGGGGGUGGGGCUACGGUGGGUGACAUCAUCUUGGAGAUCGGGGGGACGCCCGUGUUGGGGAUGACGCUGGGCGACGUCAGAGGCGUUCUGAACUCCUGUCCUCAUCCAAUCAGGAUUAAGACAGUGUCACCAGGUUCCUCUCUGUGUAAAGACCUCAGGUUGUACCUCAGCAAGUGUUUCACUCCGGGCUCCAUGGACAGUCAGCUUCAGCAGCUCAUCAGGGAGAACCUGUACCUGCGCGCCGUGCCAUGUACAACACGGCAGCCGCGGGAUGGUGAGAUCUCAGGGGUGGACUACAACUUUGUUUCCAUCGAGGAGUUUUUCUCUCUGGAAGAGUCUGGUGCUCUACUGGAGAGCGGCAAGUUCAAAGGGAACUAUUACGGAACACCCCGUCCCGUACAUAUCGGACCAGAGAGUCCGCCAAUCACAUACCAAGAACAUCGCAACCUGCUGAGGAACUUCAGGACGAGGAGCAAGUCUCUGAGUAACCUGGAGAAGGCAGCAGAGGAAGGAGAAAACAGCGAGGAGGAGAGCGGGCCGUCAGGUAGAAAACCCGCUCCGUGUCCUACACCUGCACAGGUGAGAUUAAAUCCUAAGCAGGCCGUUUCUGCAGGGCCAGCCCCGCCCACGGCGCUGCCGCUCAGCCAAUCAUGGGACUCGACAGCCAGCAGUCGGGAGGGAAUGGAGAACGGAGCAGGAGGCAGAGGAUUGGGAAGAGGAAGAGGGGGAGGCCCACUUCCUGAUAACUGGGAGCUAGCCUACAGUGACUCAGGAGAGCCCUACUACAUCAAUCACAUCUCAAAGACAACCAGUUGGGCGGAUCCUCGAACGCAGAGCAAAGAGACGCCAUCCUGCACAGAACUUCCGGAGUUCUCAGACCAGCCGAGCCAGCUGAGGGGUUACUCCAUCCACACCCGCCUCUCCAAGGGACCUCGAGGUUUUGGAUUCAACAUCGUCGGAGGAAGUCAACCUCAGGAGUUCCUGCAGGUGUACAGUGUCACACCUGGAGGUCCACCGACUCUCAAUACAGCGGACAUCCUGGUGUACAUCAAUGACACCUGUGUGCUGGGUCGCUCUCACAAGGAGGUGGUGGAGAUGCUGAAGUCAGUGCCAAUGGGUCAGAGCGUGGAUGUGGUUUUGAGGAGAGGAUACCCCAUGCUUUACAACCCCGAUGGAUGCCCCAAACAGAACCUGGAGCCUCAGACUUCCAGCGAGUCCUCCAACCAGAGCAGGGCGCUGACGCACCUCACCUUCAGCCGGACGCUGGACGCCAACGGCAGCACGCCAGGUUCGGCACGAACCCCGCCCUCUUAUGUCCCUGAGCCAAUGACAAACGGUCUGGCUGGACCUCCGACUCCCACAUCGUCAGAUGUGUCGCAGCCCCCCCCUCAGUCUGCAGACAGGACUCCAACUAGUCACAGCGAUUCUGAUGGCGGCCAAUCCAAUGCUGGGACCCGGAGGUCUUCGUUGAUUCGCUACAACAGCAGCACUCUCCCCACCCUUUCCUCUUCCUCGCUCCUCCUUCAUCAGAGCUCCAAGUCUUCAGAGAGCGACCUGUCCACGUCCACGCUCCCUAACAUCUCCUCCUCGUCCCACAUGUUGUCCAAACUGACCCUCUCUCAGCUGGACGUGGGUCGCGUCCAGAACUUCACCUCCACCGGCAGUGACAACCCCUCCUCCUCCUCCGCUGCUCCCUCUGCUCCUGUGCCAUGCCAGCAGAUGCCUCAGACUUCGCACGCCGUGAUGCCAUCUAGAGACGUUCCGCCGUGUGGCUUUAACGGGUGUCCGGCAAACCACGGGCUGACCUCCUCGUCCUCCAGAGGAGGCGGAGGUCUGGUUCUACCUCUUGGUGCAGGGUCACCAGGUUCAGCACAUGGAGGAGAGCUGGUUCCUGUGGCGCUCAGACACAGUGAGAGCGGCGGGUUGGGGUUCAGCGUGACGGCGGGAGGACAGGGCGGGCAGCAGGCCGUGGUGAAGCGGGUGUGGGAUCGGAGGCAGUGUCCCUUGCUGCAGGCUGGAGAUCUGAUUGUAAAGAUCAACGGAGCCGAUGUGCAGAGCCUCAGCUUCACUCAGGUCCAGAGAGUCCUGCAGGAACACACCAAACAAGGAGAGGUGGUCCUGCUGGUCCACAGAGGAGGUCCCGUCUCCUCCCCCCUCGUCACGCCAAACCUCUACAAGCCGCUCUCCUCCCCCCACAUCCUGACCACUCAGUCCUCCACUGAGCUGCCUUCCCCGUCCACAGGUGCCUCUCUGGGGGGCGCCCCCACCCUCAGCCAGGCCGGCUUGGCCCCUGAGGGUCCACAGGAGAGCCAGCUGCUACCGUCAGGGGCCCACAAAGGGGCCCCUCCUGCUCAGACUCCAAACGGGCCCUCGGCCUCGGCCCUCAUCCAGAGCACCAGCUUCCUGGAUUCGGUUCCGGUGACCCUGACCCUGGAGCCCCGCGACCUGCAGGGUGUGGAGGACAGCUCGGGGCCGGCCCCUGGGGGCGGAGCUUCAGGAGCCAGGGCCAAAGAUGGCCGAGGAGGAGCCAAGAUGGUGGAGGUGGAGCUGAGGAGGCGGCCGGGGGAAGGCUUUGGAUUCGUCAUCGCGUCUCAGGAAGUGAGCGGAGCCUCCUCCCUGAUGGCCCACCGCUUCGUGACGGUGCGCCGCGGCAGCCCGGCGGCUCGCAGCGGUCAGAUCCAGCCCGGAGAUCGGCUGGAGGCGGUGGAGGGCCGACCGGUCGGCGGCCUGCAGCACAGAGACCUGUCCCAGAUCCUGAGGAGGGCUGGGAACACGCUGAGGCUGAGCAUCACGCCCAAACAGCAGUCUUCCUCCGACGGAGCCGACCUGGACACCAAUGGACGCCUCAUCAAAGGGCCCAGAGGGAGGUCAAAGGAUGAGUCCAGGUUCUACAGCGUGGAUCUGGAACGCGGCCCCACAGGGUUCGGUUUCUCCCUGAGGGGGGGCAGCGAGUACAACAUGGGCCUGUACGUCCUGGGGCUGAUGGACGGGGGGCCGGCCCAGCGCAGCAACAGGAUACAGGUGUCCGACCAGCUGGUGGAGAUAAACGGAGACAGUACGGCGGGAAUGACCCACAGUCAGGCCGUGGAGCAGAUCCGUAGAGGCGGACAUCGAAUCCACCUGGUUCUGAAAAAAGGAAACGGAUACGUUCCAGAUUAUGGCCUUGAGGAAGGAGCCCUCUCCCCCUCCUUGUCCUCACGGGAUCAGGAGUUCGUAGCCAUGACAACAGCUUCCCUCAGCAGGGAGUGGAGAGAAAGAGAGGGAGAGAGGAGGAGGGAGAGGAAGGUGGAAACCAAACGGAGAACAGGAGGAGCAGGGCCUCCUGAUCUGGACCUGGACCGGGUGGAAGAAGAAGCUCAAGAGGAGCAGAAGAGGAUGCAAAGGAAAAGAGAGGAGGAGGAGGAGGAGGCUGAGAUGAGACGACAAGAGGAGGAGGAGGAAGAGGAGAGGAAAAGAAGAAGAAGGAGGAAGGAGGAGAAAAGGGAGAGAAGUCAGACAAAAUUUGACAACCAGGGAAGGAGAACCAGGAGCUUACCCAGGAAUGGAGCCUCUUCCUGGGGGUCCUCCCUGCCAGAGGAGGCGGGGAGCGCAGGGCAAAGCGACAGGAGGAGGAGCCACACCGUCAGCCGCCAUGCAAAGGGUCAUGGGAGCUCCGCGACAGCUCCAAGAGAAGCGUUCUCCUUCCUAAUGCCGAUGAAUGACAACCCUCCGUCUGACAGCGAAUCAGCCGCCAGCUCAGAGAUCCGCCAAUCAUCAGCCGUAGUCAGGGGGGGGGCGCAGGAGAACGGGCCAGGUCUCUGGCUGAAACCCAACCCCCAGAAGCUGAGCCAGGUUCUGACUGGCAGCAGGUUCAGAGGGCGGGAGCUGGCAGACGGGCUUUCUCUCUGAUUGGCCAACAGUGACGACAUUUUCCUGUUUCUUUGCUGAACUUUUUUUAUUGGCGUUAUAAUAAAGGGCUAAUAUGGUUGGCCUGCUGAGAGAAGGCCCGCCUCUCACUACAUCCUAUUGGACAGGAGCAGAUGAACCGGCCUCUGAUUGGACCUGCAGCUGCUCACCACUCCUCCUGCCUCACUCUCAGCCCUCCAACCAAUCGGUACCUUGGUUACCGUGACAACCAAAACUAUUGCAUGUUUGGUGGAACUGCUUCCUGUUCCUCCAUCAUCAUCAUCAUAACAGUCCUUUAAACUGUAUGCAAACGUCGGCGCUGUCUUGUGACUGUCCUCAGCAUGUGAAUACAACCGGAAUGAGUUUUUUAUUUUUAUAACGUGUAAAUGAUCGCUGACACGAUUACUGAUAUAUUAUUGACAUGAUUAGAGAUGAACAGAACCUUACGUGUGAUCUGCCUGCCUGCUUUUAAAAAGACAAACCGAUGAUUUAACAGAGCCAUACCAAUACGCACACACUGAUGUCAGGUCCGGCUGUCGUCCAACAGCGUCACCAUGGCGACCGUGUGAUAGUGACGGGAUGAGCCGCAGCUCCGGAUCAGAACAAGUGCCUCGUUUUUUUGUUUUUUUGAAGCCUUCGUCCUGCGAACCUCGGCCUUCUCCUGUCCCGUCUCUUCACCACGCUCUUCCACGAUGCCAAGUAAUCACAGCCACUCACACAGAACCGGUUCUAUAUGGAGUUUUAUAUGAAAGAUUCAAAUAAAGACUGAAUAAAUA